Messenger RNA from Dreissena polymorpha, 3290 nucleotides. RefSeq names its product LIM/homeobox protein Lhx3-like. Gene Ontology annotation, molecular function: DNA-binding transcription factor activity, RNA polymerase II-specific; RNA polymerase II transcription regulatory region sequence-specific DNA binding. Gene Ontology annotation, cellular component: nucleus. NCBI's taxonomy places the organism in Eukaryota, Metazoa, Mollusca, Bivalvia, Myida, Dreissenidae. Gene Ontology annotation, biological process: neuron differentiation; regulation of transcription by RNA polymerase II. The transcript has 6 exons. Bases 882 to 2321 code for a protein of 479 amino acids. The record is from RefSeq and is a predicted model, not a curated record.
ACGAAUCUUCGACCUCACUAAACAAACAAACACUGACCACUGUCUGGGAUAUUUUUGCGAUUGUGUUUUGGACUGUAAAUCAAAGAUUAUGUGCAAAUGCAUUUUUGAAGAUGCGAUCAUUUCAUCGGAGUUGUUUUCUUUUUUCCAGUAUUUAUAAAAUUAAUAUGUGAGAACAUUGGAGUAAUUAAGUGACUGGGUCAACGGAACUUUUGACUCAGCAUAGUUAGAUUGUAAUGAUAUUUGUAAAAGAAGUGAAAACACAUUUAUUAAGCGUUUAUUAAAUAUUUCAAAUAUUCAAUUCAACCGCGAUCGAGCUUUUGACGCAUAGAAAAAAGCACAAUCCACACGAGCAUUUGAAAUAUGCCUUCUAAUGAUGUUUUAAUUGUAUUUGACUGGUGACAGCCUCCGACAGUCUAAAUGCGUUUUAUAGGAAGUGAAAGCAUCUAAACAAAAAGCGUAACCACGGAAAAGGGGUUUGGGUCAUUCCUUUUAAGGAACAUUACUUGAGAAAGUCGUCGUUAUUGUGAUACCGUAUUUGUAAGAAAUAAAACCCCAACAUAUUACGCUAGAAAGAACAAACUCUAUAAAGCAGAAAGCUAAUUAAUGGUUAUCCGAAUUUUGUGACAAAAAGUGAGGACCAGUGUUUAUUUUUUAUAGUGAAUAGCGGCUUUUUAAGAAUUUAAGUUCCGCAUAUUAAAAGACGAAGUGCCGAAGGACAAAAUGACGUAAAUCAUCUCAGCCAUCAUAUAAUUAUGAUUUACUGUAGUUUCCAGUAGACAGAAAGUUUUAUUUGUAUUUACUUGUUUAUUUAAUUGUGUUGCGUUAAUAUAUAAUAGAGCUGAUAUAUUUUCAAACUGGCGGUGGGAAAAGAACUAAGCGACAUGCAGAUUUGUUCGGGAUGUGAGAGGCCCAUUUUGGAUCGAUAUCUUCUCAAUGUUCUCGAGCGCACGUGGCACGUGCAGUGUGUCCGAUGCACGGACUGCGCAUGCGUACUGGCGGAUAAGUGCUUUUCGAGGGACGGGAAGCUCUACUGCAGAAAUGACUUCUUCCGGCGCUAUGGCACCAAAUGUGCCGGAUGUGGACAAGGCAUAUCCCCCAGCGACCUCGUGCGUCGUGCACGUGACAAGGCGUUCCACCUGAAAUGUUUCACGUGCAUGAUCUGUCGUAAGGAGCUCUCGACCGGAGAGGAACUAUAUAUACUGGACGAGAACAAAUUCAUCUGCAAGGAAGAUUACAUUGCGAGCAAACUAUCUGGUUCCGAUGUUGAUGACGAGGGAGACUUUGAAAGCGUGUUAGACCAGAACGUUAACGAUUCCGACUACAUAGGCGCGCAAGAUGAUAUUUCCAGGGAUCGCGAAAUGUUCAACGUAUCUUCAGAUUCUAACCAUUUAUCUCCGGAACAACAUAACACUAGUUUACAAAACAAUGUAUCCCGUUCAUCAAAUAAUUUAUCUCACAAUUCAGUGGGUCUCAAUUUAUCGACGUCCAAAAAUGCUGCCGAAUCUAAGUCCGAUUCUAUAAUUUCGGAUAACUACGUAAAUACGGAGCAACCUGGAAACAUAAAAAGUGAACACAAAGACACGUUAUCGGACUCGUGUUUGAGUCCAAUGGGCACGGAUUCACAACUGACUGUGGAUGGGAAUCCGGGAAGUAACUGUUCCAGUAUAGAUAACAAUGAUUCUAAUAAUAAUAAAGACGGAGUCGCCAAUGAAAAGGGUGGUAACAAACGUCGCGGCCCGCGGACCACUAUCAAAGCCAAACAGUUGGAAGUCUUGAAAGCGUCGUUCAACGCGACCCCUAAACCAACACGUCACAUCCGGGAGCAACUUGCAGCAGAGACGGGGCUCAACAUGAGGGUUAUACAGGUUUGGUUCCAAAACCGAAGGUCCAAAGAGCGGCGAAUGAAGCAGCUGUGCGCAAUGGGUGCAAGACGACACUUCUUCCGCAAUCCAAGGCGCAUGCGCGGUUUACGGGGAGAGCUUGACGAUGGUUAUGGUUAUUACGACAACGGGGUUGACUUCUACUCCGGCUUUCCGGGCCCAGGGUACGGUGACUUCUUCCCGAGUCAGGGCCCCGAUAUGCCCCCGGGGCUCGCGCUCUUGCCUCCUCACCACGGUCGGGUCACGCCGCCAAUGGGUAUGGAGCAUCCCAUGCAGCAUAACGGGACUCCGGUGGGCCACGACGGAUAUCUGCCCCCACAGGACAUGAUGGCGCCAUCCUCCCCGGAAACCCUCAUGCACCCAGACGACCAGUUUUUGAUGACCUCACUUCCGCCGCGAUCUAUCCCACAAUUCCAGCAUCACCCGGGAGAAUCUUGGUGACCCAUAUAGGAUCUGAUUAAAAUCUAUUUGUGAAAAUUAUGAAUCUCAUCUGUUUGUACGACUAUGUUUAUGUACCCCUUUUAUUUGCAAACGCUAUAAUGUGUAUUUAAUUUUCCUUAUAAUAACUUUUAAAAGGUAUUAUAAAAGAUGCUAUCUGUGCAAAAGCUAUUGAAAAUCAAAAUUUACAAGUAGUACCACUAUUUUUCAGAUGUUUAUAUAUAAACAGAUACAAAAUAUAAUCUAAACCAAAAUUAUUUUCCUGUUGAAAAUUGAUCUAAUCAUUAAAUAUACCGUAAAUGUUUAUUUUGUUUUUCAAUUCGCACAUUUUGAAGUAUAAGAGUUCACACGAUAAUCAGUAUUGUUAUCAAAAAAGAAUCUCAGUCUUAAGAACAUGACUAUUGUUAAUGUAUAUCUACUCAAUACAUUAACUUUCACAUGUUUAAACCUCCAUGUGUAUUUUAUUUAUUUAUUUAUUUAUUAUGUUCGUAUAAAAUAUGUAUACAUAUAUUGACUUUGAUUGUUCACUUUUAUAAUGAAAACUUUUUAAUUAUUACCUUAUUUAUAAAAUAUGAUUUUGUUUAAGUUGAUUAUUAAAUAAAGUCUUAUUUAUUACUAUUGAGCACUCAAACAUUCUAACACAUAGUAUUUAUUUCCAAAUACUAUAAAUAGGAAAUGCAUUUACGCAUGUUCGUCAUGUUGUUUCAGUAUUUAAUUUCUUUUUGCAUUGAUAUAACACUAAUGAAUAUGUUACGAUUCGAGUCAUUCCACUAGCUAUUACAAAAUCAGGGAAGUGACAAAGCUAUAUAUUGUCGCAGCGAUUUUCUUACUGCAAUGAUAAGAAAGUGGCCAUUUUUUUCAUGCAAUGUUUAUGUAACCAUCUUAAAAAUAGAAAACUUAAACUGAUUAUGUGAACUGUAUUCAUGUUUAUCUAUUUCUGUCUCUACAUAUACAUUAUGGGCCGUGCUCUGU